Messenger RNA from Diaporthe citri, 3126 nucleotides. RefSeq lists its product as uncharacterized. The transcript has 5 exons. The record is from RefSeq and is a predicted model, not a curated record. The coding region runs from base 1 to 3126 and encodes 1041 amino acids. Gene Ontology annotation, molecular function: protein kinase activity; ATP binding. Lineage: Eukaryota; Fungi; Ascomycota; Sordariomycetes; Diaporthales; Diaporthaceae. Gene Ontology annotation, biological process: protein phosphorylation.
AUGGCGAUAGUGAGUUCUAAACUUAUUCGGGACCACUGUGUUGAAGAGUUCAAGGAGCGCAAAGAUUCACUGCGCAACCCUUCUUAUCUGCCACAAGAUGCGUCCCUCCAGGUAAUGAGGAAGGACCUAGUCAAGGCGACGAUAGAAAAGUAUGUUCGCUAUUCAAACAGCCAACAACGAGACAAUCUCCUAGAAUAUGCACGCAAAAAUCCUCAUGUCUUUCUCACGCUUGCUUCUUCCCGGCUCGUGAAGAAGAUCAAAACCUUGUGGGAGGCGCAAGUCAAGGACUGUCAUCUUCCGGUACGACUGCAAUACGACGAGACGACAGAUCGCCGGCAGAUGGUUUCAUUGGAAGAUCCUGCAGAGGAAGCGAAUCUGUCGCCGAAUGCCUUCGUUGAAGGUGACGACGAAGAAGAUGAGAGCAAAUGGGAUUUGGCGGACCUGACACACUUCGUUACGGAGCAGUGGCGGUUCUACGCUGUCGUCUUUGACAACAGGCGAUUCCUCUACGAAGGCCUUUCCGAUAAGCGGCCGCUCCCAUUCAUCGAGAUAUCAGCAGGCGCUGCUGGAAGUGGUAAUUUUGGCAAAGUAUUCAAGGUUGGGCUGAGGAGGGAGCAUGUGGUACCGAACCAUACAGACUUCCAGUACUUGCGCCUGAUUCAGGGCCCUGGCAACUCCAAACAGGUUCUAGAGGUCGCUGUCAAGCAGCUGCAAAGAGUGAAUGGCGCCUCGGAUGAGGAACUUCUAAAUUUCUUCGAGAAGGAAGCGACGACUCUCAAGACAAUGAGAACCCUCGCGGACCCCCAUCUCAUUCAAGCUAUCGCAGUAUAUGAAAGAGGCUCUGAGCGAUGUAUCGUGUUCCCUUGGGCCCCGAACGGCAACCUUCGUCAACUUUGGCUCGGUAAUCUCAACCCCUCCAGCCAGGAGGUUAGGCGAUGGGCUUGGGAUCAAAUCUUGGGACUUACGCGCGGCCUCGCCAGGCUGCAUGAGACGAAUACUCGACACGGAGACCUGAAGCCCGAGAACAUCCUUAGAUUCAAAGGCUCCAGUGGCUCAGCAUGGGGUCCCUUGGUGAUCGCAGACGUGGGUAUUGCGAAGUACCACGCCUUCGAGACUGAGGUGCGAAAGAACAAGAACGAAGCAACCACCAACAGGACCGGAACCCAGAGAUACACACCGCCAGAGAUCGAUGUGCCAGAGAAAGACGAUAACGGCAAGCUACGCCUGAUUUCUCGCAAGUACGACUCUUGGUCACUCGGAUGCGUCCUACUGGAGUUCAUCACCUGGCUGCGACGCGGCCGCAGCGGCUUGGCGAAGCUCGACACGGAACGCCGCCGAGAUGCCAAACCUGACGUCGACCGUUACUGGGAGCAAUAUGGUAACGACCCGCCGAUAUUGCACCCAGGAGUAAGCGGACUCAUCCGUGAGCUCCUCGCAGAUCCAACGCUCCCCGCUGCUUUACGAGACCUAUUGGCGUUGGUGAAGAAGCACCUGCUCGUCGCGUCUCUAAAAAGGCGAUCAUAUGUUGCCACAUUCCUGGAAAGUUUGGAAGGAGUCUCUGAGAACUGUUCUACCACUCCUUCCUACCUGUGGGAUGACGCGAUGGAGGCACUGACCGAGUCCAGGGAACCCACGGCCGAGGUAGCCCACGCCGACAUUUUUCCAAUCUCUCAACGAUACGUGAGUUUUCGCCUUGCCGAGCAGUUCAGCUUGCUUAAAUCCUUCGUGCACCACUGCGAUACAAGGCACGACUGCAUGAAACCUCCAGAGGAUUCCAAGUCACCAACAGCAUCGCCCACAAGACUGAUCGACGUCGGUACGCACGGAAAGGAGCCCAUCCGGCUGCUCAAAAUCAACCAGAACGAGCAAUGCCGCUAUAUUGCCCUAAGCCACUGCUGGGGCCAAAUGAGCGAUGACCAGCGCUUCUGCACAUACGAAAGCAACCUCAAGCAGCGAACGACAGACAUUCCCUACGACCAGAUGCCAGCGACCUUUAGGGACGCUAUUCGUGUCACGCGUGCAUUGGGCGUCCGCUACCUCUGGAUCGAUUCGCUCUGCAUCAUUCAGAAAAAUGCUGCGGAUUGGAUAACUGAGUCAGGCAAAAUGGAAGAUGUAUUCAACAACGCAUAUUGCACGAUUGCGGCAAGCUCGGCAUCUUCUUCCCUGGCCGGGUUCCUAGGCCCCAGGAAACCCAGGGAUACUAUUAGACUUGCAACUUCUUCGGGGCCCGUCUAUCUGGCGGAGGCUAUUGAUGACUUCGCUACCGACGUCGAGAAGAGUAUCCUCAGCUCGCGCGGGUGGGUCUUCCAAGAGCGAGCUCUAUCUCGGCGUACGAUAUUCUUCACCUCCACGCAAGUCUAUUGGGAAUGCGGCGACGGAGUUAUCUGUGAGACACUAGCUCAGCUGCGAAACCCGCAGUCACAUUUCCUCGGCGACAGCAACUUCCCCCUCUUCGCCCUGCAGUUCUAUAAAGACGAGCGAACCCGGCUCCUGCAGCACUUCUAUACAACCUAUUCAGCCCUGGCCCUGUCAAGGGAGUCCGAUCGCCCACGGGCCAUCGCGGGGUUGCAGCGGCGCAUCGCCCGUGUCUUUAACUCGGACGUUGACCACGGGGUUUUCUGGCGCUGGCCGGCGAGGACCCUUCUUUGGUGUGCUGCGCAGCCGGGCUUGCUUGCCAGCAUUCGGUACGAUGACGACGAAGGCGCGAAGCCACCAUCCUGGUCUUGGAUGGCGUACAGCGGCCGUAUAGCCUUCUUGGACAUCGACUUCGGUGGCGUUGAGUGGACGGAGUAUGGGCGUGGGCCUCCUGAUGCUCCGAAUUGGGCCCUGAAUAUGAAAGCGAGGGAGUUGCGGGUGGACAGUGCUAUGUUGAAAAAGAGAGCGGUGCUUGAUACAGAGUCUCCAGGGGCACUCGACGACUCGUGGAGAUGUGUUGUGCUGGGCAAGGAGAACAUGGGCAGAGAUGGGAACGAUGAUGCCUACUAUGUUCUGUUGAUUCGUCCUGUCACCCGUCGCUCUUCAUCCUUGCAGUCAGAUCAGCUGGAGGAAUAUUUUGAGCGUGUUGGUGUAGCGACUCUGUUGGGCUCAAAUCUGUUAGCGGACGAGAAGCCAGUUUUCCUAGUUUAA